Messenger RNA from Pipistrellus nathusii (Nathusius's pipistrelle), 2010 nucleotides. The record is from the annotation of a GenBank genome assembly. Lineage: Eukaryota; Metazoa; Chordata; Mammalia; Chiroptera; Vespertilionidae.
AUGCAGGCUCCGAGCUCCCGGGCCGUGCACCUGAGCGAGUGGCAGAAGAACUACUUUGCGGUCACGUCCGGCACGUGCCCGGCGGCGCAGAAGGCGGAGGCCUACCGGGCACAGGUGCUGCGCGUCCAGUACGCAUGCGCCAGCUCCGAGCUCUCCCCGGUCUGCGCCUCCAGGCUGUUCAGAAAGUACGCAGAGAAGUACUCGGCCAUCGUCGAUUCUGACAACGCUGAAACCGGCUUGAAUAACUACGCAGAAAGCGUCUUAACUUUAGCGAGAUGCCAGCAGGCGGACAGUGGCCAGUGGCAGUCGGGCCUGUCGGUGAGCAGUGUUUUCCAGAUGCGCAGCGUGCAGGCGAUGAUGCGGGCGGGCGAGGAGCUCCGCGGCUCCCUGCUGGGCGCCGCUGACCCUUCGGCGGCGAUCCCCGGCCUGGCCGUGGCCCCCAAGCCUCCCACUGUUAGCGCUGGUGGUGGUUCUGGGGAGAGCGCCCCAUUGGCUACUCCAGCUCACGGGCCAGGCUGGGCCCCGGGCGUCCCAGAGAGCCGUCCCUCGGGCCCUCUGAGUGCCCAGCCCCCUGUGGCGAUUAACACCUCCAAGACGUGUGCCACGGUCUCCGCACCCUUUGGCGACUUGGCCACCCCGCUAUUUGGAAAUGUCAGGAAGGAAAACGGCAGCGCUCCCAAAGCCAGCCCGGGUCUGGGUCUGUUCUUGGCCCAGCAGCCUCUCGCCCCUCCCGGCAGUGACGGCCCCUGGGACAGGAGCGCGCUCUAUGGCGCUGGCCCUGCUGAAGCCCUUUCUGCCCCGGCCCUGAGCAGGGCCCUCAGGAAGACAGAGGGCAGCGGCCCCCGGGAGGAAGGUGGCCUUCGGGGCUUCAAAACCGCAAAGGAGCAGCUGUGGGUGGAGCAGCAGAAAAAGCACCACCCUGCUGCGCGGGCGGCGGCGUCCUCCUGUGGCGGUGUCAAGAAGAGCCUGGGAGCCAGUCGGUCCCGAGGGAUUUUUGGGAAGUUUGUCCCUCCCGUACCUAAGCCAGAGGGGGGAGACGCGAACGGGGGGGUGCAGUACAAGCCCGACAGUGCCGGGCCCGCAGAGCCAGCGCCCCCCGUGGACGAGCGUCUGAAGAGCUUGGAGCCCAAGAUGAUCGAGCUGAUCAUGAGUGAGAUCAUGGACCACGGGCCACCGGUGACCUGGGACGACAUCGCGGGGGUGGAGUUCGCCAAGGCCACCAUCAAGGAGAUCGUCGUGUGGCCCAUGCUGAGGCCCGACAUCUUCACGGGCCUGCGGGGCCCGCCCAGGGGGAUCCUGCUCUUCGGGCCCCCUGGGACCGGGAAAACCCUCAUCGGCAAGUGCAUCGCCAGCCAGUCCGGGGCCACCUUCUUCAGCAUCUCCGCCUCCUCCCUGACCUCCAAGUGGGUGGGUGAGGGCGAGAAGAUGGUCCGCGCGCUGUUCGCCGUGGCGCGGUGCCAGCAGCCCGCCGUGAUCUUCAUUGACGAGAUCGACUCCCUGUUGUCCCAGCGGGCGGACGGCGAGCACGAGUCCUCUCGGCGGAUCAAGACCGAAUUCCUGGUGCAGCUGGACGGAGCCACCACGUCUUCCGAAGAUCGCAUUCUAGUCGUGGGAGCGACCAACCGGCCUCAGGAGAUCGACGAGGCGGCCCGCAGGAGGCUGGUGAAGAGGCUCUACAUCCCGCUCCCCGAGGCGGCCGCCCGGAGGCAGAUAGUGAGGCGCCUGAUGUCGCGGGAGCAGUGCUGCCUCCGCCAGGAGGAGCUGGAGCUGGUGGUGCAGCGCUCGGAGGGGUUCUCGGGUGCCGACAUGACGCAGCUGUGCAGGGAGGCGGCCCUCGGCCCCAUCCGCAGCUUACAGGCCGCCGACCUCGCCACCAUAACGGCCGACCAGGUCCCGCCCAUCGCUUACGGGGACUUCGAGAAGGCGUUCAGCGCUGUGCGGCCCAGUGUGUCUCCCUCGGACUUGGAGCUUUACGAGAACUGGAACAGAGCCUUCGGCUGUGGGAAGUGA